AUGACACUUACUUAUGUCUUUUUUCUCAUUUUGGUCUAUUUUUCUCCUUAUUCACUUCAAUAUGCAGCCUCGAAUGCCUUGCAGACACAUGCUCAUGCUGACCAACACCCCAUCACAGUCGCCAACAUCCAUAUGCGCAGCGAUCAAUCAUUGGCUUCUGCAUCUGAAGUUUCAGUACCAUCUUGCGACUCCACAUAUACCCAAGCUCGUGGUCCGCAAUCUCAGCAGCUCUCCCUGGCCCAGACAAAUUUGUCUCAGCAGCAGCAGCAGCAACAGCUGGCUGGUCUAUCUAAUUCACAUUACCUGGCCCCUCCUUCGGCAAUAGAGCCGGAAGGAAAGCAUGCCACUAGACUAGACGAAACUCCAUUCUCUGGUUUGUCUGGAGUGGAAAUAAACUCUUCUAAGAUGGACCGACCUGGAGUGAUCGGUCUAGAUGCUCCUAUUUCUUCAGCUGCCUAUCAAUUGCCUGGAUCUGACUGGAAUCGGUUGCACGCUCCGGCAGCACAAGCAGCUGUCGCUGAGUCUACUUCCUAUCUAACUUUUGCAUCUAGCCAGACUCCGCCGUGUAAGACGCAGCCGACCUCCCCGCCAACUGCGUCUGUCUCUCUUACGGUUCAACCGCCCUGA
Messenger RNA from Protopolystoma xenopodis, 627 nucleotides. NCBI's taxonomy places the organism in Eukaryota, Metazoa, Platyhelminthes, Monogenea, Polystomatidea, Polystomatidae. The record is from the annotation of a GenBank genome assembly.